Messenger RNA from Exophiala oligosperma, 1029 nucleotides. RefSeq names its product translation initiation factor SUI1. NCBI's taxonomy places the organism in Eukaryota, Fungi, Ascomycota, Eurotiomycetes, Chaetothyriales, Herpotrichiellaceae. The record is from RefSeq and is a predicted model, not a curated record. Gene Ontology annotation, molecular function: ribosomal small subunit binding; RNA binding; translation initiation factor activity. Gene Ontology annotation, cellular component: eukaryotic 43S preinitiation complex. Bases 201 to 545 code for a protein of 114 amino acids. The transcript is spliced from 5 exons. Gene Ontology annotation, biological process: translational initiation.
GUUUGAAACUGCGCUGGAACCUUCCCCUCUUGCUCAACUUCUCUCCCUGCGCCUUGUUUCUUCUCUUUCUUCACAAGAACGAAUUCAUUUCUACACUCCACUCAAACCUCACGUACUCGUUUUCGAAGACAUUCAAUAAAUCCCCAUCAAAGACAAUCCAUUACUUCGAAUCAAUCCAGUUUUUCCGGACAAACGAGUUUAUGUCAACUAUCCAAAACCUCAAAACCUUUGACCCCUUCGCGGAGGCCGACGACGAUACUGGGGAAGCGAAGCAAUCCCAGAACUACAUACACAUACGUAUCCAACAACGAAAUGGUCGCAAGACUUUGACGACUGUUCAAGGACUUCCCAAGAAGUUCGACCAAAAGAAGAUUCUCAAGGUCAUCAAGAAGAAAUUCGCUUGCAAUGGCACCAUCGUUACCGACAGUGAGAUGGGUGAGGUGAUCCAACUUCAGGGUGAUCAACGCAAAGAUGUUCAAGAGUUUUUGGUCGCCAAAGAUGGCCUCGAGCUCGACGCUAAAACCAUCAAGGUUCACGGUUUCUAAACGCUUCAACCGACAUUCUGCGCUAUCCUGCUCGGUCCUCGAGGACAGAUAGAAGUUGUCGCCUGAUCGAGAAACACUUUCCUAAAAACGAUUACUUCUUACGUCCUACGCCUUCAGGCCGUUGCAGCGGCCAAGUUACGAUAGCAUUUGCAGGAUGGGAAUGGUUGUAUGCUUUAUGAUACCCACAAAUAGAAACGUGCUUUCGGGAUGAUAUGAUGAGGCCACAGUCCUGGAGAAGAGGCCAGGUUACCUAAGUAUGGAUAAGGAUACGGGAUGCUGGGAGCACUGGUUCCUGGACAAUCGAGGGGCGGGCUUUUCUCUCGCUGACGCUACCAGCUCCGCAAGAUAGCUUCCUAUUGUACAUGUUAUCAUUGCAGUUUUAACAUUCUGCCCUUCUCUGCUUUCCACGUUCCAUGUUCCAUGAUCAGCCAUUUGGACCCGUACGAAUAAACCAGACGCGAACAUACAGUACGCUGUAACUGGA